This is a messenger RNA of Charadrius vociferus (killdeer), 855 nucleotides long. It is a transcript of the gene NDUFAF5, whose product is annotated as NADH dehydrogenase (ubiquinone) complex I, assembly factor 5. The record is from RefSeq and is a predicted model, not a curated record. Gene Ontology annotation, molecular function: S-adenosylmethionine-dependent methyltransferase activity. Gene Ontology annotation, biological process: mitochondrial respiratory chain complex I assembly. The coding region runs from base 1 to 855 and encodes 284 amino acids. The transcript is spliced from 11 exons. Lineage: Eukaryota; Metazoa; Chordata; Aves; Charadriiformes; Charadriidae. Gene Ontology annotation, cellular component: mitochondrion.
AUGGUCCGCUAUCAAACCCCCAACAGGACCUCAAACCCUUUCCCUGUCGGCGGCAGGAUAGCGGACAGGGUGUUCGACAUCCCCAGAACGUUUCCUCUUGCUUUGGAUGUUGGCUCUGGAAGAGGUUACAUAGCUCAACAUUUAACCAAGGAAACAGUUGAAAAACUUAUCCAAGUUGAUAUUGCAGAGAAUGCUCUAAAAAAUGCUGUAGAAUCUGAAAUCCCUACAGUCAAUGUUGUAGCUGACGAGGAAUUCCUUCCUUUCAAAGAAGAUACAUUUGAUCUUGUUGUUAGUAGCUUAAGUUUACAUUGGGUGAAUGACCUUCCUAGAGCUUUUAGAGAGAUUCACCAAGUUCUUAAGCCAGAUGGAGUAUUCAUUGGUGCAAUGUUUGGGGGAGACACUCUGUAUGAGCUUCGCUGCUCUUUGCAGCUAGCAGAAUUGGAGAGAGAAGGGGGAUUUUCUCCUCACGUAUCACCGUUCACUGCUGUCUCUGAUUUGGGACAUCUGCUGUCGAGAGCUGGCUUUAACACCCUGACUGUGGAUACUGAUGAAAUUCAGGUCAACUACCCAGGGUUGUUUGAGGUUAUGGAAGACUUGCAAGGUAUGGGGGAGAGUAAUUGCUCUUGGAAUAGAAAACCUCUGCUACACAGGGAAACAAUGUUGGCAGCUGCUGCAAUAUACCGAGAAAUGUACGGGAAUAGUGAUGGCUCAGUACCUGCCACAUUUCAGAUCUACUACAUGAUUGGCUGGAAAUUCCAUGAAUCACAGGCAAGACCAGCCCAGAGAGGUUCUGCAACAGUUUCAUUUGGAGAUCUGGCGAAAAUAGAGGGACUUCUUUCAAGACAAAAAAAAUAG